Molecule: messenger RNA, 1639 nt
Organism: Phytophthora infestans T30-4
Lineage: Eukaryota; Oomycota; Peronosporomycetes; Peronosporales; Peronosporaceae
Exons: 4
Coding region: 401-1639 (412 amino acids)
Source: RefSeq, a predicted model, not a curated record
ACCAGUUUCUGGUGGCGAGAGGCUCUCACAAUCAGUGUGGAGAGUAUGCUCAGAGGCCUUUGCGCCGAUUAAGUCCGUCCUUCUCGCCUCCUCAACUCCACUCAAGCAGCAACGGUCGAUGCCCAUGGCAGCCACAGACCCUCCCGGUCGACGGGGUCCUGACAGCACCUCACAAGGAGACGACAGCUAUCAGGACGUGACAGACAAGUACCGCGAGGGUCAGAACGAAGAAGAAGAAGCUCGCAGAGUUCACGAGAUCACUGAAAGCUCCUCGGACGAGAGCGGUGACGAGGCCUCGAGUAGGACCCACAGCACGACGUCGAACGGAUCAGAGCUGGUCUCUCUAGACGCUGAGGCGACUCCUACGACCGUUGAAGAUGAGGAAGAGAAGUUGCCUGAGAUGCCACCGCCGGAGGUGGUGGAGAAGAUGCGUGCGGGCGUGUACAUGCCCGACCCGGAGGUGGUGUACAACACCAAAAACGUUGCCGACAUGCACUAUUUGUUCACGAACGACAAGCUGAAGGACGAGUCGCCCGCCAUUGUGCUACGCUCCGACCCGUUCUGCAUCCCGCGAGUCACGGAUAAUGUGCCGAACUAUCGACCCACGCUCAACCCGCUGAGCAUCUUUUUGGGAGAAGACCAACUACUGCCGGGGAACUUUCGCUCUGGGAAGCAGUUUCAAGGCAAAACGAGUGCGUUCAUGGGGACGAUGCCGCGUCAAACGGAGUUUGCAGAGAUCCCAGUGUCGGAGAAGCUUUUCCAGAACCACGAGGUGUUCAGGCCAUCACCGCCUAUUCCUCGAGCUCCAGCCACUCCCGCCUCUCUCUCCGACGCGAUGCUGCUGUCCUCGAUACAGCAUACGCUUGACGCCACGACCGCAGCGCUAGCAGCUACAGACAGCGCGUUGUCCUCGCCAUCCACUUCAGAAGCUGCUUCUGUGUCAUCGGGAUACCAGAUCCAGCCGCUUCAGCCGCUGGAAUCUGUCGCUGACACGCUGACAAACUACCUGCCUACACGCAGCGCAACUACACCGGAUGGACAAUACUUUAACGCACCGGGAGCUACCAGUCCGUAUUCUGGCCUCUUCAUCGACAGUACCGGGGCACAGUCUGCCAACCAGAACAUGCAGACGUUUUCCUCUGCUCUUGGCUCUAUCUCUCUCACCACUCCAACGAAUGGAGCCGCUGGAACUCACUCGGGGUUCAUCCCUCCGCAAGGAGACGUUGCGAGGUCCAGUGAGGGGACGCCGCGGCGUACAGGGGCGAAGAAGCCUCGUGCGAAGAACGUGUUUCGACCUUGUGCAUCACCGGGCUGUACAAAAGGUGCCCGUGGCAAGUCUGGACUAUGUCAAAAACAUGGAGGGGGCAAGCGCUGUGCCGCUCCGAACUGUCCGAAAGGUGCACAAGGCAGCAGUAGCAUGUGUCUCUUUCACGGAGGUGGCUAUCGCUGCACGGUGGAAGGGUGCAAUACAGGUGCUCGAGGUACGUCGGGCCUCUGUGCCAAACAUGGAGGCUACAAGAAGGCUAAGGUGGGGGCGCCUGCAAAGCGUAAACCCAACGCUGUACAUGUAGAUGCUGCGACCAAGAGGGUACGCACUGAUGAGCCGCAACAAGAACCGGCCACUGUCAAGACAGAAUAA